Messenger RNA from Rhipicephalus sanguineus (brown dog tick), 1393 nucleotides. RefSeq names its product methionine aminopeptidase 1D, mitochondrial. The record is from RefSeq and is a predicted model, not a curated record. The coding region runs from base 153 to 1217 and encodes 354 amino acids. Gene Ontology annotation, molecular function: metalloaminopeptidase activity. The transcript is spliced from 6 exons. Lineage: Eukaryota; Metazoa; Arthropoda; Arachnida; Ixodida; Ixodidae. Gene Ontology annotation, biological process: proteolysis.
GCGGCGCAUUUGUUUUUGUUUAUCAUCUUUGCAUCUGCGUCUGCUACUGGCAUUAACGCGAGGCUACAGUGAGUAUUUAGUAUGUGCCUACAUCGUAACUAGCUUUUCUUCGCUGCUUGUUCUAUGCGCGGCCUUCGAAGCGUGUUUUAGAGAUGGCGUGCUGCGUCGCUAGAACAAGAUGCUUGACACCGCUCUUGAUGCCCCGCUUAGCGCUAUUUGCAGAACGGCGACUGCUUCGCAGCGGUCUUGUAGCGUUGCCAAAGUACUUGUUGACCGAUCGCAACGAGAGGGCCUCGACUCGUCGGAUAACUAACCUGACCCACGGCAAUCGGUACCGCAAAGGUGGCAUCGGAACACCCAGCUACGACGUGAUUACGGAACCGGGCAACGUCAGUCCCCUGCAGUAUGUGCCGGACAGCAUCGCCAAGCCGAGCUACGCCGACAGCGGCAUCGUUGUGGGAGUGCCCAAGGAACUGGAGAUCAAGACCGAAGAACAAGUGGCCCGUAUGCGAGAAUCGUGUAGGCUGGCCAAGAUGAUCCUCAGCCGAGUAUGCAAGCAAGUCAAGGCAGGUGUCACUACAGACGAGCUCGACAGGUAUGCCCACAAGCUGUGCAUCGAGAACAAUGCCUAUCCAUCACCGCUCAACUACCGCUGGUUCCCAAAAUCUGUGUGUACUUCGGUGAACAACGUAGCCUGCCACGGAAUACCCGAUGACAGACCACUGCGUGAUGGGGAUAUUAUCAGUAUUGACAUCAGUGUGUUUUACAAUGGCUACCAUGGAGACUGUGCCGAAACCUUAAUAGUCGGCCACUCCGUGGACGAGAGGGGCAAGGCGUUGGUGCAGACCGCUCGUGAAUGCCUCGACAGGGCGGUCAGCAUCUGUGGUCCUGGACAGAAGCUCAGCGAAAUUGGCCGAGUCAUCAGCAUUGUGGCAGCCCAGGCAGGCUUCACUGUUGUGCCUGCAUUCUGUGGCCAUGGCAUCGGCACUUAUUUUCACGGACCGCCCGACAUCUACCACUUUGACAAUGAUGAGAAAGGAGAGAUGCUGGAAGGGCUGGUGUUCACGAUUGAGCCAGUGAUCACGGAAGGAAGCCCCGACAUUGCCAUCAUGGAAGAUGGCUGGACAACCGUCACCGUUGACAACAGCCGCACUGCGCAGUUUGAGCACACUGUAUAUAUCUGUAAUGAGGGUGUUGAAAUCUUGACUGUUCUCUGAUGGGUGCAGAAUUUUCAUGCGCUGGUGCAAGGUGGUUUGGGACAUAGUGUUCGGUGCUUAGUUAACCCUGUGGCUGUGAAGAAAGAGCACAUAGGUCGUUUCUGUAGUGAGUUGGGUGUAAAGGUCCAGUUGUUCAGGUGGUCUUAUUAACACGAAGGCACAAAGCAUCAACAGCA